Molecule: messenger RNA, 2144 nt
Organism: Oncorhynchus tshawytscha (Chinook salmon)
Lineage: Eukaryota; Metazoa; Chordata; Actinopteri; Salmoniformes; Salmonidae
Gene: camlg
Product: calcium modulating ligand
Exons: 4
Coding region: 381-1253 (290 amino acids)
Biological process (GO): tail-anchored membrane protein insertion into ER membrane
Cellular component (GO): GET complex
Source: RefSeq, a predicted model, not a curated record
UGUGCUGUGUUGUGUAUUUCUGCCUUUCCCCUUUUCUUGUGACCAAAAUGUGCAAUCCACACUCCGACCUGCGAAAGGCAGAAAUACAUAACACAGCACCUCGUCUGCCGGAAAUUCUCACCAAAAAAAGAAAAAGAAGGAUCUCUAAGCAAAUAAUUUAAAUUAAUUUAAACUCGGAUAUUCUGAGUUUCCGGUAGGACGUGAACGUGGAAUGAGAUCAUCAACGUGCGCACUUACACAGACAAUAGGGCCCAUUAUGACGUGUCCCACUUAGUGUUCGCUGUUCUCUGUUGUAAUAAUCUAAGGAUUUGUGUGCACGGUUACACAGAUCAGAAAAUAGUGUGUCUUAUAUAUCAAAUAAUCAUAUUAUUUCUGAAACUAUGGACGCCCCCGAAGAGAAAACUAGUCUUUCUGCUGCACAAAGAAGAGCAGAAAUUCGGAGGCGAAAAUUGCUCAUGAAUUCCGAAGACCGAAUGAACAGAAUCGUGGGUUUCACCAAAGCUGAAGCUGAAAAGAACGGAGCGUCAAGUCGUGUCACAGAGCCUAGGUUCCACCUGGACUUGGACAGGAACAAGCCGUGGUCAGCAUCCUCAUCCCCAAGACUGUCUCCAUUCCUCCCAGAGGCAGUAGGCAGCAGCCACCCCCAUAGCGAUCUUCCAGAGAGGAAAGGCUCUCCCCUGCCAGACAGCAGCGAGGUGCUGGGUGUAGACAAGGAUGUGACUCCAGGGGUCCGACAAAGGCCACGGGGAGAGGCCCAGCUGGCAGCUGAUGAGCCCAGCCAUUCCGAAUCCCCACGCAGAGGGUUGCAGAAGUAUUUAUCCCGCUUUGAUGACGCCAUGAAGCUCAGAGGCCAACUCGCCAAUGAGAAUCAAGCCCAGGAUGCAGCCGGGUCAGACCCAGAAGAGUUGGACUCCUUCAGGCUCUUCAGACUUGUCGGCAGUGUCCUCCUCGCCAUCUUUGUCCGAGGUUUUGUCUGCAAGUAUCUGUCCAUAUUCGCACCAUUUCUCACCCUCGAACUGGCCUACAUGGGGUUGUACAAGUAUUUUCCAAAGGUUGAGAAGAAGAUGCAGACCACAGUGCUGACCGCCGCCCUCCUGCUGUCUGGAAUCCCCGCUGAGGUCAUCAACCGCUUCAUGGACACCUACAGGAAGAUGGCUGACGUCUUCGCCGACCUCUGUGUCUACUUCUUCACCUUCAUCCUCAGUCACGAGAUCCUGCUGUUGCUUAGUUCAGAAGAGACUGAUACUCCCUGAUGGACUGGAGGUCGCCGUGCUAUGGCGCUGUAAAUGUCACCCUCUCUCUGGGUGACAGAGGAGGGCAUGACCCCUGAUAGAGGGCAUGACCCCUGAUUGCAAUCCUUCACCCUACCUCCCAACCAUGUCCCAUCCUGAGUCAGUACACCCCAUAGGGGAGGGUGUUCGAGGUGCAGGGUCUACAGGUGGAUAAGAGAGGAAGACAGAACUUACUGGUUGAACAAGGUAACAUAACAUGCAUUUGUGUUCUGGCCCUCUUUACUAUCCAGUAAAACAACACAUGUCACUGCACCUAUCUGUUGUAUAUUUAAACAUCUUACAUAUUAAUCUUGUCCAUAGGAGCUGCUUUUAAGUUACUGUUUAAGUAGCUCCCUACAGUGUUUACAUAAGUGGUUCAGUUACUUUGCAAUUUUGUUUGUUUCAAGUGAAUUAAUCUAUCUCGUAUGGAAGACAGGAGAAGCACACUCCAGUGUUUUGUUUUUGGACCCUUUUUAUGCUUUAAAGACAUGGUUGACUUUAUCUGUACAUGUGCUCUUAUUAAAAGAGGUCAAUGGUGUGAUCUGAACUAGGGAGAACAAUUGCUUAGGAUUGUCUUUUUGGAAAGUGUGUUUUGUCACUGCUAUUCAGUGUCGGGCGGUGGGGUCUUAUAAGCUUGUUUAUUAUCUGUGCUGAAUAAGUCUGAUUUGUGGAAAUGUCAUGUAUUGCUCUGCUAGUUAUCCCAGCCUCACUAAUACAGUCUUUCUGUGGCAUGCUACAUCAUCUGUUAAUUAAACAAACAAACAAAAAUGUCUUUAACAAGGCAAGUCAGUUGAGAACAAACUCUUAUUUUCAAUGACGGUCUAGGAACAGUGGGUUUAACUGCCUUGUCAACUCCUUUCGGUUACUAGUCCA